AACUUUAGUAGGAUAAAAGUGAAAUUUGGAUUUAGCUUCCUCCACUCUUUCCCCUAUUUGGUUCCCAUACAUAAAUAAACCCCAAAACCUCUCCUAAACCCUCCAAAUCCAAUCACCACCACUCCACCGCCAUUAACAACCAUGAAUUCCUUCAACGCCACCACCCCAAAUUUCGACAACCUCCUCCUCCAAUCCCUAAUGAACCGACUCCAAAUUCGCCCUCCUCCUUCAAACCCACCAUCACAAUCCCUCGAAGAUCUCCUCUUCAACACUCUCCCUUUCUCCUUCUCCGACGAAGAUCAAGAAUCCGACGACGAUAACAACAACGACUCCUCAUCCUCUUCCAAGUCGCAGCUCACCAAAGAAGAAUCUAAAGUGGAAAAACACAUAAUCCGCACAAUUCUUACUGGCAAAAUUGAUUCACUAAAACCGAAUUCGGGUCAAGCUGUUGCUAUUGGUGAACACCAUAUAUGUAUUGGGUUUCAUGAGGAUACCGGGUCGGAUUAUCGGGUUUGGGAGUGGCACGGUCAUAUCAUGCUUUUUGAUGAGGAAAAUGGGUAUAGUCCUGAAUACAUUUAUGGAAAUUACUUUGAGAGAGUCAAUGUUAAGCUUAUGAAGAAGAAAGAAGAGGAGAAAGAAGAAGAAAAAGAAGAAGAAGAGGAGAUUCAGGUAGAGGAGAAAAAUGGGAAUUUGGGGUUGAGAGAGUUGAUUGAAUCGAGUGAAUCGGGUAACGAGGGGAGGAUUCUGAGGAGGAAUUUGAAUGCUGGCUCUACAAGGGUCUAGAUGGUGAAAUUUUCAAGUGUUUGCUAUUUUAGACUAAAGGAACACUUUGAGGCUGCUGCUUAUUUUCCCAUGGCUGCAUGGAGUUUUUUUAACAUUCCUUUUCCAAGCUACUUGGUGCUCAAAUAGCAUAGUUGCAAAUUUUAAUCUUGCUGUGGUCUGAAAUUGUGCAUUGAAAAGCAAACUAGGAGCUCCUUUGGUGAGCACCUGAGAAUAGUUCCUGCUUUUCUUUUAUCCACUCUUUUUCCUUUUCCUUUUUCUUUUAUUCUUUUUAACAAAAUUCUCAAUAUACUGCUGUUGAUGUCUGGUGCAACAUCCUAUUUCAGGGUAAUCUUGUGUUAGAUAUUGUUAUUUAUUGUUUCUCAUUCU
Messenger RNA from Nicotiana attenuata, 1149 nucleotides. RefSeq lists its product as uncharacterized. The record is from RefSeq and is a predicted model, not a curated record. The transcript has 2 exons. Lineage: Eukaryota; Viridiplantae; Streptophyta; Magnoliopsida; Solanales; Solanaceae. The coding region runs from base 142 to 783 and encodes 213 amino acids.